UCAACAAUAUGUGAUUAUCAAUAAUAUCUACUCAUGGUUAAAAUAUCUGCGACUACCGAUAUAAACGUGCAGUGUGUCUGCUUACAAGUCAUAUGUCUCGUGCUCUGCCGGAGACUAAUAUCGGAGAUUUGAAAAUACAAAAAAGCCAAAUUGAGGAAUGAAAAUAAUAGCUGAACGCGUGAACGAACCUUACCGGUCUUUUUUCUGAAAACCAGAACCGUUGACUGAAAAUUGUACGUGCUUCAAUCGCUUCAAUGAACGCUAGAAACAUGACGUUUCGAAAUUCCCGAACGAUCAGUCGAAAUCCUCAUUCUGAUGAAGAGAUUCCGAAAAUCUAUGAAGCUAUAAGAUUCGCACUGAAGACGAUGAUUGAUUGUGAAACAAGAUUUCUGCCUAUACUACCAUUCCACUACUUAUCACCACAAGUAUUGACUGAAGAUUGGUAGCCACCGUUGAGCCACAAGCCUGCCUAUGCUUCGAAUAUUGCGCUCAAAAGAAUGCGCCACUUGCAUGGGGACUUGACAACCACGAAUACAGAGCUGUCAGUACUACACACACGCGAUGCAGUGACGUGAAAACAGGUUAUGCUUAUCGCCUGUUACCUAUAAUCGCAUAUGUGUACUGUUAUUGUGUCAAUGAUGAGGUCUUGCACAAUAAUAUCGGGGAAAAUUAGCGAAAGUUUAUACUUGCAGUAAUACCUGCACGUUGACCUCCGAUUAUUUUUAACAAAUUUAUGUCAGUAACUAUGAAUUUUAUACGCGCCAAUCGUGAGUUGUGCACUCCGUUGUGAGGUUAACGUCAAUAUGAUCAUAUAAUUGUACAUUUGAAGUCCACAAUUACCCCCUUAAAAUUCCAAUUCGAAUCGCUGAAUGAUGUCUGAAACUUCUGAGGAUUUUAGGUUGCCAAAGGCACCAAAGGAUUUAUCAUUCAACGAGAAUGAUUUCAAUGAUAGCAACUUUAGCGUAGACCUAUUCUUGCAAGAUCACCGGAAAAAAGCGAGUCUCGAGACAAUGCGAGAUGACUUAGGUGUAUAUUUGAAGGUCUUACGAUCUGCCAUGAUCGAACUUAUCAACAAGGAUUAUGCCGAUUUUGUUAAUCUAUCAAGUAACUUGAUUGGUUUGGACAAAGCAAUUAAUAAUUUACAAGUACCUUUGGGUCAAUUACGUGAAGAAGUGAUGCAAGUGCGCCAAACUCUAGAUGAUAUGAUAAAUGAAGUUGCAAGUACUUUAAAUGAAAGAUGCCAAAUUAGAGAACGAAAACAGAGCUUACAAAGUUUAGCACAUGUUCAUGAUUCUAUUGCCAAAUUGUCCAACAUUCUUGUGAAGAAAAGUACAGCUGACCAAAAAAAAGAGGACCAGAUCAAGUUGGACUCCGACCUCCUAGAACGUGCUGCUACUGAAUUUAACCAACUCAAAUUUCACAUAUCCAGAUGUAAAACUGACCUUACAGAAGCUCGAAUCAAGAGAAGUGAUGAAAUAGGUAGAAGUUUGACAAAUAAUUUGGAUGAGAUGUUUAUAUCUAGUAUUAAGGAGAAGCAGCCAGAACUAUUGAUACGUUGUCUAAGGAUAUAUGUUACCCUGGACAAGAUAUCUGUAACAGAACAUCUCCUACAAAAAAAGUUCAUAGGCCCUUUGGUUGAAAAUGUUAUUAAUGAAACAACUCUACAAAGUGAACCUCAAGGAUUGCGUGGGAUCUACCAAAAAUUAUUAAUGAUAAUUGAUGAAGAUUUGGCACAACUUCUGACGAUCACUUUUUAUCCAGACAGACUGUCUGUAAAGGGAUUUAAUUUCAUUGUGAAUAGUUUCUGGCCGGAAAUUGAAGAAAGAAUUGAAUUACAUUUGAGUCUGAUAUUUGCUCCGGGUAAUCCUGAAUUAUUCCAUAGGAGAUACCUAGAGACGACAGAAUUUCUCACGAAACUCGAAGAAGCUUGUGUCACUCCUGAAACAUUGUCUGAAUUAAAAAACCAUCCCUCAUACCAUCGUUUCCUGUCAAAGUGGAAUUUACCAGUAUACUUUCAAAUUAGAUUUCAAGAGAUAGCUGGUGCCGUAGAAGCUGUUUUGUAUGAUGAUAUUUCACCCGCGUUGCUCAAAGAAAAUACGCCUACAAUUACUUCAAAUGAUUUUAUGCUCCUGGCCACUGAUAUCGUUUGGAAUUCAAUUUUGAAAACCUGGGCCGAUAAUAUUUUCUUGACAAAACUCUUGCAUCGGUUUUGGAAAUUGAGCAUUCAAAUAUUUUCACGUUUUCAAACUUGGUGCGAAGAGGCCGUUAAACAAAGUUGGCCAGAAGCUACCAAACCUACUUCUAGCAACAUUAUUGAAUCUGCACAUCCCAACAGAUUGCAGUUUCUGAUAUAUUUAUAUACCGACAUACAAAAAAUAAUGAAAAAUCUGCCUUACUUCUUGGAAAUUGUGUGUAAUAAAGCUCCAAAAAUGGAGCCCCCACUUAGAAAGCUACUCGAAGAUUGCCUAGGAGAAUCUGAAAGAAAUUUCCAGGCUACUCUUCCAUGCGUCGCAGAUGGAAUAAUAAAAGAACUCAUGUCUCAAAGCGCCAUUCAUUUGAAACAAGUCAGCGAUAUACCGAGGUUAUUUCGACGCACAAAUCGAGAAAUUCCUACUAAACCUUGUCCAUAUGUUAGUAAUGUGGUCGAGCCGCUGGCUAAUUUCUACACAGAAUAUAACACAGCUGUACCUGUUCUUGUCGCCAAGUUGUUGGAAUCAACCCUGUCUUCAGUAUCAGAGCAAUAUUUACUAUCAGUCACAGAUGUUUUAACGUCUGUACAAAAAACUGAAGAGAGUUUACGUCGGCUGAAAAAGAUAAGAGAUAAAUCGGUAGGAACGUCACCUUCAGAGGCUAAAGGUAUCGGCGAUGAUGAAAAGAUCCGGAUCCAAUUAGAAAUUGAUGUACAGAGUUUUCUUCAGAUGAUAGAGAAACUUGGGAUAGUUGGGACCAAUAUUCCAAAGCUGAAAGACUUGUUACAGGUAGUUCAAGAAGCGUUAAAAACGAGAAAUGAUGUUAAAUGAAAUAAGAAUCCCUCUGUGAUUUAUUUACUUACUGCUAUAGAAUGAAGACGUAAAAUACAUCAAUUGUUGAAUCCAAAA
Molecule: messenger RNA, 3098 nt
Organism: Athalia rosae (coleseed sawfly)
Lineage: Eukaryota; Metazoa; Arthropoda; Insecta; Hymenoptera; Athaliidae
Gene: Cog2
Product: conserved oligomeric Golgi complex subunit 2
Exons: 12
Coding region: 870-3020 (716 amino acids)
Biological process (GO): protein transport; Golgi organization; intra-Golgi vesicle-mediated transport
Cellular component (GO): membrane; COG complex
Source: RefSeq, a predicted model, not a curated record